AUGGCUUCUUCUUCGAACUUCUUCCUCGUUGCUCUCGUUCUGGCGGCCGUCGCAUUCUGCAGCAUGGAAAACGGAAUGGCGGCUCGACAGCUCCUCCAACUGCCGAAACCCGCAGCCCUGCCUCCUAUGCCCACCAUCCCAUCUCUGCCGCUACCAAACGGAGGAGGAUUGCCGCCACUUCCCAGCGCCGGCGCCUUGCCCACCCUGCCGUCCGGAGGAGGACUGCCGCCGCUCCCCAGCGCCGGUGCCAUUCCGACCAUGCCCACUAUUCCUUCCAUCCCAAUCCCAAAGGUUUCUCUGCCGCCGAUGCCUAGUGGCUUGCCAACCAUGCCUUCCAUCCCCGGUCUUACCCCGGCGGGCCCCGGCAACUGA
Molecule: messenger RNA, 372 nt
Organism: Linum tenue
Lineage: Eukaryota; Viridiplantae; Streptophyta; Magnoliopsida; Malpighiales; Linaceae
Source: the annotation of a GenBank genome assembly